AUGGCAAAUAAAUGCCGUUUUACUAACACCUGUAAGGCAUGUCAUAGAAAACAUCAUACUUCAUUGCAUAGAUUUUAUUCUAAUUCUGAAGAACCUAAUGUAAGCAAUACAGUUUGCUAUUCUAAUUCAAAUUUAGAUAAUGCCAAUUCUGAAAAUGUUCCUACAGUGAGGGAAAACAUUCAACUUAGCACAACUUGUCUAAAUUCUAAUAGUGUAGAUACCUUGAUUGUAGACUGCAUAACAAGUGAUUUACCGAAUUUCACAUUUUCUUCAUGCAACUGGCCACACCUGCAUGGUCUAUUGCUUGCAGAUCCAACAUUUCAUGCAACUGGUCCAAUAGACAUUCUGUUAGGAGCCGACUUAUACGCUGACUUGCUAAUUGGAGAACCAAUUUUAGGGAAGAAGGGUACUGCAGCUGCACUCAAUUCUCAUCUAGGCUGGCUAUUAUCGGGAAGAGUGUUCUCAAACUCCAAUAAGGAAAAAUCCUUUGUGAACUGUCAUCUUACCUCAUCGUUGGAUUGUCAAUUGGCUAAAUUCUGGGAGCUCGAAUCUUUACCUCAAGCUGAACUGAAAUCAAAGAAUGAUUUAGAUUGUGAAGCAUUUUACGAAAAAACGGUUGCUAGAGAUCCAUCUGGACGUUAUAUUGUGAGAAUACCUUUCAAACAUUCUAUAGAAUUUGGUGACUCACCUACUCAAGCAAGUAAAAGAUUCAACUACAUUGAAAGAAAACUAAGUAAGAAUAAUGAACUUGAGCAUCAGUACACAACUUUCAUGUCGGAAUAUCUUCAACUAGGUCAUAUGGAAAGGGUUCUUUCCGACGAACUGAUUAAGGAAUCAACAUUUUAUCUACCUCAUCAUUUCGUUAUUAAAGAAGACAGCAACACAACCAAACUAAGAGUGGUCUUCGAUGCGUCAGCUAAGGAUUCUUCUGGUAAUUCUCUCAACAAUGCGUUGCAUGCAGGUCCUCGUUUGCAGCCCGAAUUAUUUUCUCUAUUACUAAAAUUUAGAACUUUCAAAGUUGCAUUUACUGCUGACAUCGAGAAAAUGUUUCGCCAAAUUCGUAUUCAUGAAGAGGAUGCUGAUUACCAACGAAUACUCUGGAGGUUCAAACCUGAUGAAGAAAUCCAGAUAUACAGAUUAUUAACUGUCACCUAUGGGACAGCCUGUGCUCCCUAUCUUGCUGUAAAAACACUUCAACAACUCGCUAAGGACGAAGAGAAAGCUUUUCCUGAUGCUUCANUUUCAUCGACCUUAAAUUUGGGAGUUCAAAAUUUGCUAUGCAUAUGUAGGGCCGCAGACAAAUUUUGA
This is a messenger RNA of Parasteatoda tepidariorum (common house spider), 1308 nucleotides long. RefSeq lists its product as uncharacterized. The record is from RefSeq and is a predicted model, not a curated record. Lineage: Eukaryota; Metazoa; Arthropoda; Arachnida; Araneae; Theridiidae.